Messenger RNA from Andrographis paniculata, 1897 nucleotides. RefSeq names its product argininosuccinate lyase, chloroplastic. The record is from RefSeq and is a predicted model, not a curated record. The coding region runs from base 292 to 1782 and encodes 496 amino acids. Gene Ontology annotation, molecular function: argininosuccinate lyase activity. Gene Ontology annotation, cellular component: cytosol. The transcript has 8 exons. Lineage: Eukaryota; Viridiplantae; Streptophyta; Magnoliopsida; Lamiales; Acanthaceae.
GUUGCAAACGGGCUCCAAAGUCGAGACAAACACUGUACUUGCCCUAAUAUGUGACUGCGUAAUUCCCAGCACACUUCUUCCAAGCUCCAACCUUGUUCUGCCCUCCGUCGCGUCGCCUGAUCUCGCUUCUCACCCCUAAACCUCAGGUAGACGAUUACCCGCCGCGUAUCGACUGAUUUCUCCACAUUUUGUCCGCUGCAGUGUGGAGGAAGGGGUUGGAGUUGAGUGGAUUUACCGUUCCGUAGCAGAAUCAGAUCAGUGUUUUGACCACCUGUUGGAGUGGACGAAAUCAUGUCGUUUUUGAAGUCAUUGCCCAGCCCCUCGUUUGCCCCCAUUCAUAAAAGCCCUAUGCUGCGACAACCUCGCUCAUUCUCGGUGGCCGCCGUGCAGAUGGAUUCGAAAGAAGUGAAGCUCUGGGGUGGGCGCUUCGAGGAGAGUGUCACUGAUGUUGUUGAGAAAUUCACCGAGUCAAUCUCAUUCGAUAAAGCUCUCUACAAACAGGAUAUCUUAGGGAGCAUUGCUCAUGCUACCAUGCUUGCCUCUCAGGGGUUGAUCACAGAAAGUGAGAGAGGUGCAAUCGUGGAAGGGCUUGUCGAGAUCAGAAAUCAAAUUGAGAGAGGAGAGUUUGUGUGGAGGACAGACAGGGAGGAUGUCCACAUGAAUAUUGAAGCUGCACUUACUGACUUAGUUGGAGAACCAGCGAAGAAGCUUCACACUGCGCGAAGUAGAAAUGAUCAAGUUUCUACGGAUUUACGUCUAUGGUGUAAAGAUGCUGUUGUUGCAAUCAUGUCCCGAAUUAAGAAUCUUCAGGUUGCAUUGGUGAAGCUGGCAUUGAAGAAUGAGGGUCUAAUAGUUCCAGGCUAUACGCAUCUGCAAAGGGCGCAGCCUAUUCUUCUGCAGCAUCUUCUUUUAGCAUAUGUUGAGCAGCUUCAACGUGAUCUAUUACGUUUGAUUGACUACCGUGUGAGACUGAAUCACUGCCCCCUUGGUGCCUGUGCAUUAGCUGGCACUGGCCUUCCUAUUGACAGAAUUAAGACAUCCGAUGCCUUGGAAUUCUCACAUCCCCUAAGAAACAGCAUUGAUGCAGUUUCCGAUCGAGAUUUUGUUAUAGAGUUCCUAUCUGCAAAUGCCAUCACAGCCAUCCAUCUCUCUCGACUUGGUGAAGAAUGGGUACUGUGGGCAUCAGAGGAAUUUGGGUUUAUCACCCCUAGUGACUCUGUUUCAACUGGAAGCAGUAUAAUGCCACAGAAAAAGAACCCUGACCCGAUGGAACUCGUCCGAGGGAAGUCUGCUAGAGUUAUAGGUGACCUGGUUACACUUCUUGUAUUGUGCAAGGGCCUUCCUCAAGCAUACAACCGAGAUUUGCAGGAGGACAAAGAACCUCUAUUCGACAGUGUCAAAACAAUAAUUGGAAUGCUUGAAGUGACUGCAGAAUUUGCAGAUAAUAUCACCUAUAAUAAAGAGAGAAUCGAGAAAUCUCUGCCGGCAGGGCAUCUUGAUGCAACUACACUUGCUGACUACCUCGUCAAAAAGGGUGUACCAUUCCGGACUGCUCAUGAUAUAGUCGGUAAAUCUGUUGCUUUAUGCGUUUCGAGAAAUUGCCAACUCAAAGAUUUGAGCUUACCUGAUCUCAAAGCUGUAAGUCCGGAAUUCGAAGAAGACGUGUAUGAGUUUCUUGGAGUCGAAAACUCGAUCAAAAAGUUCACUUCAUACGGGUCCACAGGUUCAGAAUGUGUAGCUGAGCAAAUUCAUUAUUGGGUUCGUGAGUUAGGCUUGUCUUAGGCAGCAGAAGCAGCAAUCGUUAGUUUUUAUGAGGUUAGUGAAUGCAUACUUGCACAACUCUUUGGCUUAAACAAACAUUUUACUGAAUAAGAGAAGGGAGAUUAUUUUGCUCUUA